AUCCACUGGGUCACAAAGAGUCAAAACAACAGCGACAGUUUUACAGAUGAUAAAAUUUGAGAUCCAGUCCCAUCACAUUUGUAGUUAUCAAGGGCUAAGUCUUUCUCGCUUCAUUCAUAAAGAGUUCAGCACCUGCAAGCCUCAGUCUUCCUUUGUGCAUCAGCCCCAGCCCUCAAACCUAGGGACUGAAGAUACACUCCCAUCUACUGGCUACUUUCUCCUCUCUGGGUUUGUGUGACACUGCUCUCUCCUGGUUUUCCUCCUCCCUCUCUAAUCAUUCCUUCUCAGUCUCCUUCACUGAAUCAUUGUCUUGUCUACUACCUGCUAUGUUCACUGCCUAACCUAGUGCCUGGCAUGCACAUAGUAAGCACUUAAAUGCUGACAAGGUUGGAUUGGAUAUGUAUGCAUUUGUGUGGAAAGGCAUCUCUUCACAAGUGAGCAUUGUGGGGAGUGUUCUCUUCUUUCUCUUCUUUCCUGGAAUUUUGCCAGGCCCUGAUGAUACUCAUUCCAACUCUAAGAAGUUUCAGGGAAGAAGAAGUCAGACAAGAGUUGACCAGCCAGAGGAGUGAGUGGGAGGAAGAGUACAGAGGCUGAGGAGGAUGACCACAAAAGAGAAAAAAGGAACAGGCCUGGAUCCUUUGGGCCCUAUGUCAGUAAAGGAGGAGGAAGAGGAUGAAGACGCUUGGGGUCAGGUCUCAACCCCUAUCCAGAGACUGGAAGUACCCUGGAGAAAAAAAGCAACACUGGGAAAAGCCCAGGUGUCAAGUCUGAUGUCCUCCAACAACUAUUCAUCAACUGGAACCUCUUUGCUACCUGUGAUGACCAAAUCCAAGGACAGAAAUCAUGGGAGUGUGGCCUCCCUGGGUGGUAAAGCCAUACCUGGAAGUGAUGAACUCUCUGAAGAAAAAGGAUUGCACACAGUGGCGUCAGGAAGACUCCAGCCAGAUAUUCCCCUGGGAUCUGAGUUUGUAGAAGCUUGUGAAGGGGAACAUGGGGGAGUCAUGAGAAAGCUGAUAAUCCCUAUAAGAAAGAUAGCAAAGGAAGAGAACCAAGAUUUCCAAAGAAUUAUGGACAAAGAUAAAACAAGCUCCUCAGGAGAGAAAAGCCAGAACUGUGAAAAACUGGGGGGAAGUCUCAAUCUUGGCUCAAAACUUUCUAUACACAAGAGAAUCCAGAAUGCUUAUGCCUGUGAUGAAUGUGGGAAAGCCUUCAGUCAGAGCUCUACCCUUAUUGUUCAUCAAAGGGUCCACACUGGGGAGAAACCUUAUGAAUGUCAGGAGUGUGGGAGAGCCUUCACGAGGAGCUCACACCUUAUUCGACAUCAUAGAAUCCAUACUGGAGAAAAACCCUAUAAAUGUAAUGUGUGUGGGAAAAUGUUCAGUCAGGGCUCAAGCCUUAUUGUCCAUCAAGGAGUCCACACUGGGGAGAAACCCUAUGAAUGUCAGGAAUGUGGGAAAACCUUCAGUCGAAGUUCACGCCUCAUUGUCCAUCAGAGAAUCCACACUGGGGAGAAGCCCUAUGAAUGUAAUGAAUGUGGGAAAGCCUUCAGUUGUAGUUCCUAUCUUAUUGUCCAUCAGAGAAUCCACACUGGGGAGAAGCCCUAUCGAUGUAAUGAAUGCGGGAAAGCCUUUGGUCAGAGCUCACAUCUUAUUUUCCAUCAAACAACUCAUACUCGAAAGAAACAUAAGCUAGCUGCACUGGUUAGAGCACCAUCUUGACAGGGCAAGUCAGCUGUGUUAGUUCAAUAAUUAUUUCUGUGCUCUUCCAUUUGCCUAAUGAUGCUAGGUUCUAUGGGAGUUAAGUUGGACGUUGAACAUCACUUGGAUAUAGAUAAAUGGAGAAGAGAGGGAAGGACAUUCCAGGUAAAGGGAACAGAAAGAGGAAAGGCAGUUAGGAAUGAUUUGGUGGGGGGUGGGGGGUGGAAUAGGAGGCAUAGGUUAUAAGUAUUGGGGUAAAAAUUGACUAGGUAAAUUGGGCCAAAUUAUGGAGGACCUUAAAUUAAGAACUCAAUAAUUUUCCUGGACCUAUCUAUGUAUGAAAUGAGCCAUAUUUAAAUUUGUCAUCAGUGAUCAAAUAUGUUCUGAGCUAUUUUUUCAUGUAUAUGGCCAAAGGGUGGAAGAAAAAAGAGUCUUUAGGACAUACUGCAGCCCAAAUCUUACUAAAGAUGUAGAUCCCCCUCCCCCAUGGAGAAGAUUCUUGCCCUUCUUAGACCUUCAUGAGGGAGAUUGGGAGAUCUCUAAGGAAAUGAUGGUAGACUUUAAAGGGUAAUUUACCACCCCCCCUUUCCUAGAGCAAACAGGUUGGGUGUGGGUAAGGUCAGAAAGUGAAGAAUAAGGGUUUUCUAAUCCACAUUUUAAAAUGGUAUUGACAGGCAGUGUCAUAAGUGGAAAGAGCACUGGUCUUAGAGAAUCUAGUUUCAAAUCUCAGGCUUGGUCAAGCCACUAACCUCUUUGGACCUCAGGUUUCUGCAUCUAUAAAAUGAGGGGUUGAAUAAGAUAUCUCUAAGUUCUCUUCCAGUUCAUUGAGCUCAACCUCUACAUUUUACAUGACGAGACAAAUGGAGCCAAGACAGUUUAAGUGUUUCAACAUAGGUGGUAAAUGGCAGCACCAGGAGUUACUCCAAAUCCAAGAGCGAGCCAAAAUGCAGUAUACACCUUGACUGUCACAAGAGAAAAUAUUUAAGCAACUAAAUUAGGAUUGAGCACAAUGACUAACAGUGGUUCUGGUGAAGAGAAGAUAAAUGCUUCCCUCUGUUAUGGGACCAUGGGAGUGAAAGGUUGAAGAGGCAAACCUGAGAUUGGAUUUUGCUCAAGUGGCUUUCUUUGUUUCUUGAGAUUCCAUGGGGGAGGGGUGGGCUAUAUCAAAAAUGACUGGUGUAAAAAACGAGUCAUCUGUAAAAUUUAAAAAGCAAAUAUAUUCACAGUCAUAUAAGCAAAAAAGUUUUUCUCAUUUGCUGAGGAGUGAGAUAACAUUUUACCCUAGAUUUUCACCCUGACUCUUACAAAAAAAGCCACCUUGUACUUUGGUUUAAUGUACUGGAAAGAGCACUGUAGUCAGAGGACCUAGAUUUGAAAUCUGCUUCUGCUGCUUGCUGCCUAUAACUUUAGGCAAGUGACUUCACUCAGACUGAGAUUCUUUACAUGUAAAAUCAGGGGAUUCCACUGGACAAUUUCUCAUGGUCCCUUCAGCUUUUAACAUGAGACAAUUACAAAAUAGAUCAUUCUGAUUACAUGAAAUUGAAAGGCUUUUCCACACAAAAAAAGAAAAAUGCGUGUUAGCAUGAGGGAGGCAGUUGACUGGGGAAAAAUUUCAGCAAAAAGUUUUGAGUUCUAAGAUAUGUAGACCACUAAGAGGAAUGAGUGAUCAGAAAGCUGUUCCCAAAUAGAAAAAGGGUCAGAGGAUAGGAACUAAUAUUUCCUAAUGCAAUAGUGAGCCAGUAAUGAUCACAUAGAAGGCUUUAGAUGACUAAGAAGAAAAAUGCAAAUCAAAACCUUGAGGUUUCACUUGCCAUCCAGCAAAUUGGUGAAGAUUACUAGAAUGGUCAGUGUUGGAGGGGUCGAGGGAAGAUAGGCAGGCUAGUGCAUUGCUGAUGGAGCUGUCAAUCAGUACAACCAUUCUGGAAAGCAAUUCAGAAUUUUACUUUCUUUGAACUAGAGAUUCCACUGCUAGGCAUAUA
Molecule: messenger RNA, 3676 nt
Organism: Vombatus ursinus (common wombat)
Lineage: Eukaryota; Metazoa; Chordata; Mammalia; Diprotodontia; Vombatidae
Product: zinc finger protein 239-like
Exons: 5
Coding region: 600-1718 (372 amino acids)
Biological process (GO): regulation of transcription by RNA polymerase II
Cellular component (GO): nucleus
Molecular function (GO): RNA polymerase II cis-regulatory region sequence-specific DNA binding; DNA-binding transcription activator activity, RNA polymerase II-specific
Source: RefSeq, a predicted model, not a curated record